AUGUCGACGCAUUACAACCCCAUCUUCAUCGACGCUACUCCGACGCUGCACGAGGACGAUCUUCGCCCGCCGACUCAUCGUGCACGACUCCGACACGAGAUCUCGGGCUUCCUGGUCGGGAAACUUCGCGAGGUGUCUGGCAACAAGGAUGCGCAGAUGCACUACGCCGCGAAGCCCUAUGCCAGCGAGACCGUGAUCAGAGAGCGCUGCAAGAUCCUGGGGUGGCCAGAGGACAUACCGUUCAAGCCCCUCAGCGAGAUCCGCGGUGGCGUCGGCCCACUCCUCGAGCUCCGCCGGCGCUGGAACCUCCCGGACGGCCACAAGCACAAGCUGCGCAUCGAGCGCGCAACGCGCGAGGACGCCUUGGCCGCUGCACGCGACCACACCAGCGUCCACCCGAACCUGUUCCAGCUUGAGCAGGAGCGGAAGGAGGCGGCGCGCCGCGCGAACUUGAAGGCUGCGGCAAACACCAUGUUCGUUGUGUCAUACACAUGGCACCCUAGCGACCUCCGCUUCUUCGGCAUCAAACUCACCACCACGCAGCCAGGCGGGAAGCGCAAGCGGAGCCAGAGGGUGGACACAUGCAAGCGGCGCGCGAGGGCAUCGGACACCUCGCUCCAAGUGCGCAAGAAGCUGCCGAUGCGGGGCAUCACGAGCAUGCGGUACGUGAUCCCUGGGCUGGACGGGGUGAGCGGCGGUGGUGACGGGAGGGCGGCGAAGAGGGCGCGGCUGGAGGACUGGCCUGUGGAUGACCCUAUCACGGAGUUCGAGUUGUUGACCGAGUUUGGCGGGCGGCUCUCCAUCCACGAGGUGUCCGAGUCGACGUAG
This is a messenger RNA of Trametes versicolor FP-101664 SS1, 828 nucleotides long. RefSeq lists its product as uncharacterized. The transcript is spliced from 2 exons. Bases 1 to 828 code for a protein of 275 amino acids. Lineage: Eukaryota; Fungi; Basidiomycota; Agaricomycetes; Polyporales; Polyporaceae. The record is from RefSeq and is a predicted model, not a curated record.